Carassius gibelio (silver crucian carp) is the source of this 2587-nucleotide messenger RNA. RefSeq lists its product as uncharacterized. The record is from RefSeq and is a predicted model, not a curated record. The transcript is spliced from 2 exons. Lineage: Eukaryota; Metazoa; Chordata; Actinopteri; Cypriniformes; Cyprinidae. Gene Ontology annotation, molecular function: DNA binding. Bases 433 to 2586 code for a protein of 717 amino acids. Gene Ontology annotation, biological process: DNA recombination; DNA integration.
CUUCUUUCAAAAACAGACAACAAUCUUACUAAGCCCAAACCUCUGAACGAUAGUUAAUAAUCACAGUGAAUACAGAAAUAUGAUUUUCAAGUAUACCAAUUGAGUGGGUGAUGAUGAUAAUAGAUCACACAACAUAACCUCACCUCACCUCACCUCAUUCUCUGCUAGUAAUGCUGAGAAUUCACUCUUUUCCAGAAUGACCAAGUCAUUUUUCAAAGCAGCAAUUUGAGACAUGACUUUCUGUAACAUGAUUUCCUGUCAAAUUAAAUGAUGUUUUAUUAACAAAGUUCGGGAGAAGCACGAGCAGAUAAUUAACACAGGUGGAGAGCACUCAGCAAUCAAUGGUAAGAGGUGUAUAUAUACAGCAGUCUCACCUCAAUUCAUUUGACAGUCUCGCAGCAGUUAGUAGCUUUUGGUUCCAGCUCUGCCAUUAUGUCACAAUCGAGCUCUUCAUCUGAUGAGAACGGAAACACCACCAAGGAUGCACGUUCACAUUCCGCCGGUCCAACGACCAUCCCUCCAACGCCGGACGUCGCACCUGAGCCCCAGGCUUCUUCACGCGGCCGCACACCGGCCCGAACAGCCCUACGCUCACCAAGACGUCGAGGCCAGUCUUCACUGCCCCCGGCAAGGCUUCCACCUUCUUCCCCGGCCUCCUCCUACCGCUCGGCCGUCCCGACGAUCCCACCUAUCGGGAAGUGGACCGUAGCUGGAUUGAGGGAAGCGCUCGGCAACUCAGACAUACAGGCUUCGCGAAAAAUGAACAAAGCGGAGCUGUAUGAUCUGUACGUUUCCCUACAGUCGACUCCAAAAACGACCCACAGGCAGAGCAAAGCCCGCAGGGCCCAAAAUUCGCCUGCCCAGCUACCACCGUCGUGUUCCCGCACAGGAUCUGGCUCGCUUCGCCCAUCGAGCCGCAGAAACCGGUCUUCAGCGAGCCUAGGCCGCGCCCCAGAUUCCGCCAUGGCAGGUCCACACCCACCUCCCGAUGAGGCCCAGCCCUCCACCACGGUUCCUGCUGCCACAGUGCCGCAUGCAGCCAGGCCCAGCGGCCCCCCCACAGCCACUCAGUUUCAUAAUCCUGCUAUACAUAACCCUUUUUCUUUUCAGUGGCCUACAGCCCCCGUUGGAGACACUAGCGCGAGGCCAUCGCUGCUACCAGCACAGACCCAAGGAUACCAACAAUUCUACCCACCAGGUUAUAACCCCGCCCACUUCCAGUGGCCUGCGGCUCCAGUAGCUCAAACAAGCGCAGGCCCGCCUCCGCUUGCAGUUCAAGCCCACGCUUCAAAUUAUUAUGCUCCUCCCUGUUCGUCAUACCCUCCAACUAACUUUCCUUUUCAAACCACAGCAGGUCAUCUAAGCGUGAGGCCGCCGCCGACAUUCGCAGCCCCGGAUCAUACCUUUCCUAGCUCUCUCAUACAAAAUAAAUCACCUUAUUCUCUCUUCACAGCGACUCCGAUGCCCGUGCCAUCCAACGCAGUCGUCAUGGAACCACCACCGGUAUCCCAAAGCAUCCGAGCACAGAUCUUAUCAGAAAUUCAGGACGCUGGCUCCAGAGGCGGAUCAAUUCCCAACUCCAGUACCUCGCUAUUCAGAACUAAUAUUCCCGUAACCCACCCGUUAAAACCCCUGCUUGACGCAUCGCUCGACACUAUCCUCAAAGCAGUUUCUCCCAGAACCCUCCAAUCCUACGUGACGGCUUGGAGAUGUUUUAAAACAUUCCAUGUCUCUUAUAACAUGCCUUUCCCUGAUUUCUCUCUUCUUUCAGUCACCUCUUUUAUUACCUACCUUAAUAGCAUUAAGGGCCUCCAAGUCGGGUCCAUCAAAGGAUACUUGAGCGGCAUCCAGUUUUUCCAUAAAUUGAUGUACGGCGCUCCUUCCCCCGAGAUAAACAACUCACAAACCUCCCUCCUGAUCAAAGGGAUUCAAAGAUCCCAGCCCAGCCGUACCGACGCUAGACAACCUAUAACGUUAGACAUUCUCACCAAAUGCAUUCGCGCCCUCCGCACAGGCUACCAGCCCAUCAGUACCGCUCGCACACUUGACGCUAUGUUUGUCCUAGCCUUUUUUGGUUUUCUCAGAUGUUCGGAACUCGCCAUCACGUCCAACUUCGACCCAAAAAUCCACCCCACCAUCUCAGACUUAUCAGUAAUAGAUGGGGAAUCAAUUUCAUAUUUGAUUAAACAAAGUAAGACCGACCAAACCAAAAAAGGCCAUUUCAUAUACAUUUUUAAUCUCCCAUCGCCAAUCCAACCAUACCAGUCAGUUCUGGCAUAUUCGCAAUGGAGAAGCUCUCAGGCCAAAUCUCCUCUGGAACCCCUAUUCAUAGACGAAUCCAAAAAACCUGUGACUCGUUUUUGGUUCCAGAAACACCUCAAAGCCGUUCUCCAACAGUCAGGCAUUCCAGUAAAGAAUUUUUCAAGUCACUCAUUCCGUAUUGGGGCAGCAACUUCAGCAGCCCAAAAAGGCCUCUCCCAACAGCAGAUACAAGCCCUUGGGAGAUGGUCCUCAGAUGCUUUCCAUAGCUAUAUCAGGACCAACCGAUUCCACAUUAAAAAAGCUCACCAAACCCUCAUUGAAUGAG